CUGUGAUCGAAAACUUUUACGAGGCUCUGCAUCCGGUACUCACCUGAGCCGCAAGCCAUCGUGAUACCGCAACGUCAUGGGCAUUACUUCCUAACCAUUGGCGACCGUGGGGCUCCAACGGCAACACAACGCACAUGGGGCAGAAAACUGAAAAAGAAGAUGACGUCCAAGAUGGGGCGGGCGUCUGGCGGCCGGCCGUCCAAGUUCAACGUCCGGGUUUGGAUAUAAAACUCCCUGUUGCCUUCUUUCGCCCGCCGAACUAACGCCUCUUACCGGAACAUACCAACAACGACUCCGAUCCCCAGCCGAGACACAUAUCAUCAUGGACAGCCGACAGACCCAUCCCAUCGUCAGCGAGCACGACAAAGUUGCGCCGCAUCACCAUGCUCAACCUCACAACGGCGUCGCAACGGUUACAGAACCCCAUCACAAUCGUCUCGCCCUUAUUGUCGCCAUCAUCACCACAAUCUUCAUUGGCCCCUUUGCCGUUCUCCUACUUUGCUUCUGGUACAACCGGUAUACCCGGUCACCCGUACUCUUGGGAAUGGGGGGAGUGUCUGUCGUCCAGGCGAUCGUCACAUUAGUGGCCGGAAUUGUCGUUCGGAAGAGCUGCCUGGAUAGCACGAACAACGGCACCACCACUGCUUGCGAUGCCGGUUACGGCUUCCAUCACCGCACGGAUGAGACCCUCAAGUUCGAUUGCGCUACCGAUUGCGAUACCAUCCUGAAGGCGUGUGGUGGCGCCGCCGCUGUUUUCUUGUUUUUCGGAAUCCUCUGGCUCACCAUUGGAUCGGUCGGCAUGCACAAGCUGCACAAGUUCGCGGGCCGGCGGCAAGCACCCGCAAACCUCUAAAUCCUCCAUACAGAGGUUUUUGAGGGAAACCUUAUGUAUAUUAUAUACCGUGGAGCUCGGCGUAAUGUAGCGGCCGACGUCGUAAUUAGUUUUUGACGUCGUAAUGAGCCCUGGCCCCUGUGGGCUUGAGUGGUUUUCCUCCAUUUUUGCAAAUAAAUACUGUGGCAGUCUCAUGUAUAACCUCA
This is a messenger RNA of Fimicolochytrium jonesii, 1038 nucleotides long. RefSeq lists its product as uncharacterized. The transcript is spliced from 2 exons. The record is from RefSeq and is a predicted model, not a curated record. Bases 323 to 853 code for a protein of 176 amino acids. NCBI's taxonomy places the organism in Eukaryota, Fungi, Chytridiomycota, Chytridiomycetes, Spizellomycetales, Powellomycetaceae.